Messenger RNA from Phlebotomus papatasi, 1542 nucleotides. RefSeq lists its product as uncharacterized. The transcript has 2 exons. The coding region runs from base 48 to 1439 and encodes 463 amino acids. The record is from RefSeq and is a predicted model, not a curated record. NCBI's taxonomy places the organism in Eukaryota, Metazoa, Arthropoda, Insecta, Diptera, Psychodidae.
UGGCCACUAGCAGUCCAGCUGCGUGUGAUAAGUGAAUCGUGUCCAAGAUGAAUUUCUCCGUAUUUGGUAUCAUCCUGAUUGCACUAAAAUUAACCAGUGCGUUCAGCGAUAGAGUUUUCCGACGUGAUGUUCCAGCUGAAGAAAAUCUGCGCGACAAUUGGUACAAUAUGGAUCAAGAACUAGACGGGUCUCACCCCGAUCAGGGUAUCGCCCCAGCGCACUUCAGUAUCAAUCUCCACAUGGAGUUCCCUCAGCCUUCCCGAGAAGGAGAGAAAAUGACACCAAUUGUCAAGAAUCCAAUGUGGAUUGACAAACUGGCCAUCAUCAAGGCUCCACCAAUGAUGCCAACGAUGCUGGAAGAUCCCGUAGACGACAUCAUCCCUAUAAAUUACAGAAGUCGCUCAAUGGAUCGCGAUGCUUACCAGAUGAUGAAGAUUCGCCGACGUCGGUCAACACAGCAGAACACCAAAAAAUCUACUCGUCAGUCAGACAAAAAGUCCAAGUUCAAGGCUUGGUUGGAGAGUAAGAUGGAUAAGAAGCUGGGUGAGAAAAUUUCCGAGAGGUUUAGUAAACUCAAGAAGCCAGCCUUGAAUCGCCAGACCCGUUCAGUGGAGCAGAAUCACAUCACAGAGAGUAAGGAAGAGGAGGAAAAUCGUAUCAAUAGGGCAUCAAACUGUUCAAAUUGUGGAGGACUCAACCAGGCAUGUCCAUUUUGUCAUUCUCCCUUCCUAAUUGGACCAAUCUAUCCACCUCGACCACAAUUCAUUGAAAUUGUCAAUGGUGAACCAAGGACCUACAUUCCUGGAUCACAUCCCUCAAGCAUCGUAGGAGCAUCUCCACGAUAUAUUUACGAUCAACUUGGUCACAAGUAUCUGGAACGGGAUGGAAUGCUGCAAAUUCUUCCACCACCUAUUGUUGACUCCCCAAUUGUUGCCAUACCACCUAACUAUGACUACAUGCAGAUGCUGUCUGAAACAAUUCAGAGAUAUCCUCACUUCCAUACAUCUCACCGACUUGAAGAUGGUUAUCUCACUGAUGAUCUUAUUCAACAAACCAAGGAUGUUCUGGAUCUCAUCAAGGGUCUCACAAAAUCCCAAAACUAUGACAAAAAUCAUCAGAAGAGACAUACACAUAAGUACAAUGCCAAUAAGGAUGGUGUUACAGAAACAAUUGUUGAGGAAGAUGAACUGCAUGCCCUUCUGAUGGAAGAUGAGCAAGACUUUGAGAAGUACCUGAAACAGAUUGGAUACAACGGCGAUAUUGGAACAUUCGAAAUGCCAAAUAUGGAGACGAAUGACCAAAAUCCAGUAUCUCAGAGUAUCUUCUACGAUACUUCCAUGAGUGCUAGCCAACUCACUGUUCCGAGUGCAAAGAAACCCCAGCACCAUACAUCAGGAACAACCCUUAAGCAAGGUAGUCAGGUGUAUAAGCACCAUUAGAAUAUUACUACAUGCGAUAUUAAUAAAAUGAUAGGUGAUAAAAAAAUUUCUUAUUCUUGUUCUUAUUUCAUUUGAAGAUGAAUAAAGUUAAUGAAUUAAAAAA